Silurus meridionalis is the source of this 4886-nucleotide messenger RNA. RefSeq names its product sema domain, immunoglobulin domain (Ig), short basic domain, secreted, (semaphorin) 3Aa (gene sema3aa). The record is from RefSeq and is a predicted model, not a curated record. Lineage: Eukaryota; Metazoa; Chordata; Actinopteri; Siluriformes; Siluridae. Bases 422 to 2971 code for a protein of 849 amino acids. The transcript is spliced from 17 exons. Gene Ontology annotation, biological process: motor neuron axon guidance; negative chemotaxis; neural crest cell migration. Gene Ontology annotation, molecular function: chemorepellent activity; neuropilin binding; semaphorin receptor binding.
CGUGCAGUGGACAGGAUCAGAAGUGUGUGUUAGAGUGUGUGUGAGUGAGCGAGUGAGUGAGUGAGUGUGAAGCGUGGCUCUUGCAGGAUCCAUGACAAAGUCUUCGGUCCCUGGACACCGAUUCACACUCAGCGCAUUUCAGAACCAAAGAGGAAUACACCUUCAACCCUAACACACCUCACACCCCCUUAUCCUCCCUCCACCUUCCCAACCACAUGGAGCCAUGUGAGCUCCUGCCUGCCUCACUGGGAAUUUGACUCGGAUUGCCUCCUGCAGAGACGUUCACAGCUCUGGAUCUGCCUCGGGGCGCAGAGAGAGGACAGGAGCCACUGCAUAGAUCUUCACCCAGGAAGGAAGUACUUGUCCCCAGGUGCUGUGGGCCAGGACCCCCCCGUGGGCUGGAGACCAGCGCUCCAGCACCAUGGAUUACCUGCUUGGGAUUGUAGUCCUGCUGGGCUUGGCGGCUCUGCCCGGGAGAGUGGCCCUGCAGAACCCCAAGAAGAAUGUUCCACGUCUGCGGCUCUCUUACAAGGAAAUGUUGGAUUCCAGUAAUUUGGUGACUUUCUCUGGAAUAACAAACAGUUCGGGUUAUGAUACAUUUCUAAUGGAUGAGGAGCGAGGGAGGCUACUAGUAGGAGCAGAGGACCAUAUCUUCUCUUUAGACCUCGUCAACAUUAACAGAGACCUCAAACAGAUUGCCUGGCCAGCCACACCUUCAAAACGAGACGAGUGCAAGUGGGCAGGAAAAGACCUCGGAAAAGAGUGCUCGAACUUUGUGCGGGUGCUGCAAUCUUACAACCAAACACACUUAUACGUGUGUGGCACGGGCGCGUUUCAUCCGAUAUGUGCCUAUUUGGAGAUAGGCAAAAGAGCAGAGGACAAUAUUUUUAGGCUAGAUAUGUCCCACUAUGAGAAUGGCAGAGGGAAAAGCCCCUAUGACCCGAAGAUGCUGUCAUCCUCUCUCCUGAUUGAUGGGGAAUUAUAUUCUGGAACUUCGGCAGACUUUAUGGGAAGAGACUUUGCCAUUUUCCGAACCCUCGGUGCUCAUCACCCGAUUCGGACAGAGCAACACGAUUCCAGAUGGCUGAAUGAUCCCAGGUUUGUCGGAAUUCACCUCAUCCCAGAGAGCGAUAACCCAGAAGAUGACAAAAUCUUCCUGUUCUUCAAAGAGAACGCGAUGGACGGAGAACACACAGGCAAAGCCACCAUUUCCAGAAUAGCACAACUGUGUAAGAACGACGAGGGAGGACACAGGAGUCUGGUGAACAAAUGGACAACGUUUCUAAAAGCCAAACUGACCUGUUCUGUCCCAGGGCUCAACGGCAUUGACACACACUUCGAUGAGCUCCAGGAUGUCUUUUUAAUGAGCGCCAAAGACCCGAAGAACCCGGUGGUCUAUGCGGUCUUCACUACUUCCAGUAACAUCUUUCGUGGGUCUGCGAUCUGUAUGUACAGCAUGGCUGAUAUCAGGAGGGUGUUUUUGGGCCCCUAUGCUCACAGAGAUGGUCCAAAUUACCAGUGGGUGCCCUUCCAGGGCAGGGUACCAUAUCCCCGUCCUGGCACAUGCCCCAGUAAAACUUUUGGUGGUUUUGACACCACCAAAGACCUUCCAGAUGAUGUUAUUACAUUUGCCCGUCUGCACCCUGCAAUGUAUAACCCAGUCCAACCAGUUGGGGGACGACCCAUUGUGGUCCGUACCGAUGCAGAGUACCAGUUCACCCAGCUAGUUGUGGACCGUGUGGAGGCUGAGGAUGGGCAGUAUGAUGUCAUGUUCAUAGGAACAGAUAUGGGGACAGUACUGAAGGUGGUGACCAUCCCCAGAGAGAGUUGGCACGACUUGGAAGAGGUGGUGCUGGAAGAGAUGACCGUCUUUAGGGAACCCACUGCUAUCACUGCUAUGGAACUGUCCACUAAACAACAACAGCUAUACCUGGGUUCAGCAAUGGGAAUAUCACAAAUGCCACUGCAUCGCUGUGAGGUGUAUGGCAAAGCGUGUGCUGAAUGCUGUUUAGCAAGAGAUCCAUACUGCGCCUGGGAUGGCACUGAGUGUUCCAGAUACUUCCCCACUGCUAAGAGGAGAACAAGGCGUCAAGACAUCAGAAAUGGAGAUCCUCUGUCCCAGUGCUCUGAUCUGCAACAUAAUGAUGACCUGGAGGGAUUUAGCAGUGUAGAAGAGAGGAACGUUUAUGGGGUGGAAAACAGCAGUAUGUUCCUUGAGUGCAGCUCUAAAUCUCAGAGAGCUCUCAUCUACUGGCAGCUCCAGAAACCCAAUGAGGAGCGAAAGCUUGAGAUUAAGUUGGAUGAGAGGGUGAGUCACACCGAGCGUGGUCUGUUGAUCCGCAGCCUAACACAAGCUGACACCGGAGUGUAUCAUUGUCAUGCUGUGGAGCAUGGCUUCAUCCAGCCGAUCCUGCGUCUCACAAUGCAGGUCAUCCCAUCUCAGCGUGUUGGAGAGCUGCUCCUGCGGACCAGUGCUGCAGAGCGUGACUCAUCUGUCAAACAAAAGAUUUGGUACCGAGACUUCCUUAGUCUGCUGGAGCACCCAGAACUCAACAGUGUGGAUGAGUUCUGUGAGCACGUCUGGAAAAAGGAACGCAAGCAACGUGGUAAGAAAGGUCCAAAAGCAGGCGCCGGGCUUGCUCAGGCACAGAAGAGCAGCCAGAAUCUCCAGAUUUCACCUCAGGUUCAAAAUGAUGGCCCAAAAGCAACAAAUGUGCCGAGUUUGCCGAAAAUGCAGAGAAGCCAAGUCCCACAAGGGACCACCAGCACGAACAACCAGAACCCCAAGCCGAGUCCAAGCACCACCUUGAAACUAACAAGUGCUCAGGCAAACCAGAAUCAGGGAAAGAGGAGCAACUCAGCAGCCCGAAGAACACCAGCCAGCACAGCCAAAUGGAAACAGCUCCAAGAGAAUAAGAGGGGGCGCAACCGGCGCACCCACGAGCAACAGAGACCACCACGCAGUGUGUGAGACAAGCAUACAAACACACAUACAUCAAACCCAUCCAUUCACACAUCCCAACAUCGAUUCAGCAGCAUUCAACAUGUGUAUGUUCCAAACGAAAGCACACAUUUCCAUUUGACUAUUUGGAGAAAUAUUUCACCGCCUUACCAGAGGAAACACAAUAACAGUGACAUAACAACGAAAAAAUGAAUCGGUUAUGUGUAUAGUUGUGGACUGGUACAGUUUCCUGUACAUAGAAAUGUUUCUAGAGUAUGUGAAUCCCCUAAGACUCUUUUCUUGAGAAAGUGGGAAAUGCCAUUUUCAAAACUGCUUCCUCUGCUGAAACAUCUGCUCCGGAGUGGUGAAAACGCUUCCAUGAAAACCAAGAUGAUUCAGGAAUCAAAACAGAAAGUAAAUAAUUAUUUACUCAAAUUCUUUAUGGAGGAUUGGACCUGUUACUAUUGUUCUGGAGCAGACAACGUGGGCCACCUUCCAGGCUCAAAGAUAAUAAAAAAAACCCUGCAAAAUUGGAGUGUCAUCACUCCGAUUCACAAUGAGAGUGUUAUAGAAAUAACAAUAGAGGACACUGUAUAGGAAAAUACCUGACUAUCCAUGCAUACAAGGCGUGGUUGGCCAAAACUUAGGCAUGUGUUGCUACCAGCCCGUCUGACCCUUGUAACCCUUUGACUUAAAUGUUAGUCUGAUUAUUUGUUGUAUAUUCAUAAUCAACCUGUCAGCCAAAUGGACUAAGAAAUCAAAAGUUGUGAAAACUAUUUGCCCUAAAGUACAGAAUUCAAGUAUGUUGUGCAUGAUGUUUAAUUGAAUAUCUUUUUUUCCCUGAAUUAAGUUUUAAAUUACAGGGGGUCAAUUUUGACAUUUUCAUUUAAUUGAAAAUAAAAAGAAAAUGUCUUGUGCCAACAGUUGCAUCAAGGGUGCUAUGUUUGGUUAUUGCCACAUCAUCAUUAAAAAAAAAAUGUUUUUUUAAUUUUUUAAGUUAUUUUUUAUGCCUCAUACGAUUGUGCUCUUGCAGUCUAUGUUGUAGCUUAGGCUGAAAGUGUAAAUAUAUACAGUCAGACAUCACAUGACUAUUUAUUGCUGAUUUUUAAAGGGUAACAGUUAUUUUUGAUAUUGUAAUGUUUUGAGCUCAAAUGUAAACAAAGGUGACUGAAAUAUGAUAAAGCACAUGGAUGGACCAAUAACCUUAGCCUUUUUUUUUUUUUGUUAUUUUUUUUUUUUUGUUAACUACUUUUAAGAACCCAAAAUCAAGCAAAAAAUUGUUUCUUUUUGUUUUAAAAUGCCUUUUUUUCUUUCUUUUACUGACCUCUAUGUCCCUUUUUACUCUUCACAUUUUCUCUGUAAUGCCCCCAAACGAACAUGUCUAUAUUUCUGUAGUUGUAUGAAUGACUCAAUCAUGAAAUUGCAAGAUAUUAUGGAUCUAUGAACAAAUUGUAAGAAUGCUGUUAGAUGUGAGACUCCUGUAGAAAUGUGUAGGCAUUUGACUGACAGCCACUGAGUACAAACCGCAUGUGCAUUCGAACCCUAGUGUAUCUCCUUUACUGUCAGUGUUUUGUGUGUGAAAACUUCCUUUCCAUUAAUAUAAAAGAUGUGAAUAUUUUUUGGUUCAUUUUAAUAAGAUGAUAAUAAUAAUAAUUAUAAUAAUAAUAAUAAUAAUAAUAAUAAUAAUAAUAAUAAUAAUAAUAAUAAUAAUAAUAAGCAGCCCCCUUUUGUGCAUUAUAAAAGCUGUAAUCUUUUGUACAAAUACUCUCCCAGAACUGUACAAUGUGUCAAUGCAAUACAGAGCGCUCCUAGUGUUUCUUGCUUCAGACGUGUUUUGUCUGGUGGGAAUGGAGAAUCUGAAGGGGACAGAAUUACUGUCUUAUAACUGUCACUGGGUGUUUCUGGCAUGUUUUUGGUCUAAAUAAAUAUUUCCUCUAUCAUUAUA